AAAAAUCUACAAAAGUCAAGUCUAACGGACCCCUCACUCCCUGCCCUUUUGUUCCUCUUCCUCAACACUUUCCCAGAAAAAAUCAGACAAUAUACUUUGAGUUCAUAUCAAUCCAACAAAACAAAACAAAGCAAAGUAAGACUUCUUUUACCCAGUUCUGCUUCAUAAUUAUCAAAGCUGUUUCUCUUGUUUCCUUAAUUUGUGUCACUGUUUUUUUAUUUCAAAAACCAAAACCCAAAACCACAAAAAAAAGCAUUAAAAAAAAAAAAAAUGCCUCCACGGACACUGAAACGACCCACCACGGCCACAGCCACAGCCACAGCCACCACCAAUAUUGUCAAGAAAGAGCCUCUUCCGCCGCGGCGCAACGACCCGGGUUCACGGCAACCCUCUUCUCCUCCUCCUUCUACUCAAGAGGACAAGAGAUCAGAGAGAUUGGAGCUUGAAGAUAAUGAUCGGCGGUUUGAAGAAGACGAGAAUAGUGGUGGGCGGGAAGGGGUUGUGAGGAUGGAUGGUGGGGAUGAGCAAGAUGGGGUGGCCGGAAUUCGUGGAGAUUACAUGAUUGAAGAAGAGGUGGAGGAAGAAGAGGAGGUGGAGGAAGAGGUGUUUGAGGACGAUGUUGGAGAUGUGGAAGAAGUGGACUAUGAGGAAGAGCACCAUGAUAUGGUUAACGAGAGGAGGAAGCGUAAGGAAUUUGAGGUGUUUGUGGGGGGAUUGGAUCGAGAUGCCACUGAGGAGGAUCUUAGAAAGGUUUUUAGUCAGGUUGGUGAGAUCACUGAAGUGAGACUUUUGAAGAACCCAGUAACUCAAAAGAACAAGGGCUUUGCAUUCUUGCGGUUUGCAACCAUUGAGCAGGCCAGACGAGCUAUCCAUGAACUUAAGCAUCCCGUGGUUAAUGGGAAGCAAUGUGGGGUGGCUCCAAGUCAAGAUAGUGACACUCUUUUUGUUGGUAACAUAUGCAAGACAUGGACAAGGGAUGUUUUGAAAGAACAGCUUGUACGAUAUGGAGUUGAUAAAUUUGAAGACUUGACGCUAGUUGAGGACAUGAAAAAUGAGGGGUUGAAUCGGGGCUUUGCUUUUUUAGAUUUCCCAUGCAGGGCAGAUGCCUUGGAAGCUUGCAAGCGAUUGCAAAGGAGGGAUGUUGUGUUUGGUAUAGAUAGAACGGCAAGGGUUGCAUUUGCAGACACCUUCAUUGAACCUGAUGAUGCAAUUAUGUCUCAUGUAAAGACGGUAUUCUUGGAUGGUUUGCCUCCUGCUUGGGAUGAGGAUCGUGUCAAAAACAUUCUCAAAAAGUUUGGGAAGAUUGAAAAGGUGGAACUUGCUCGAAAUAUGCCAGCUGCUAAAAGGACUGAUUUUGGUUUUAUAACAUUCGAUUCGCAUGAUGCUGCAGUGGCUUGUGUGGAUGGUGUUAAUAAUGCUGAGGUUGGUGAUGGAGAUAGGAAGAUAAAGAUUAGGGCAAGGUUGUCUAGGCCACGGCAGAGAGGUAAGUCUGCUAGACAGGCUCGGGGAGGUUAUGUCAUUGGACAUGGCAGUGAUCGUGGUAGCAGGGGUCCUUGGGGCUCUGGAAGCUCUCGCUUUGAUCCUCACAAGUCUAUAGAUCGUGUUGGGAGAAGCAUUCAAAGUCGUGGUGCAAUUGAUGGUGGUCUUAAUCGAGCAUAUGGUCCAAGGGACCGAAAUGUUGUAUCACAUGGAGUUGGGAGUGGACGGCGAUUUUCUUCACCAGAGAGAUCAUAUGGUAGAAGGUCCACUGUUCAAACUUAUGGAAAGACCAGCUCAAAAAGGGACUACAUUCAAGAAGAUGAACUAUUUUCUAGGGCAUCUGAUUUUGGUAAAGUUACUAUUGAUAGGCACUCUUAUAGAGAUGCAUACCCUUCACGUGGAUCUGGGUACUUGGGAGGUCCUUCAAGGAGUGGUUCUCGUGCUGUUGCUCGUAGGCCUGUCCCUUAUGAUGAUUAUGGCUAUGACAGAUACAUGGAACAACCCUCAAACUAUCAUGACAGUCGUAUCAGUGAUUACAGUUCUAUUCCCACCUCAAAGCGUCCCCAUUCUGCCAUUGAGGAAGAUCAUCCUCGUUAUGCUGAACCUUCAGCUAGGCAAUCACGAGCUCGUUUUGACUAUGGGGGAAGCAGUUUUGACUUGGCUUAUGGUGAUAAUUCUUAUGGAAGCAACUCUACAAGGCUGGGUCGUGGGUCUCGUCAUGGUUAUGAUGAAGGUGGUCGGAGAUCUGAAGGGCAUUCUCAUGGACCAUAUGAGACUAAACCAUCAACAAUGGCAUACAGAAGAGAUGAGAUUAGUAGGAGGGAUGCAGAAAGAGUCUAUUCCAGUUAUGAACGGGAUUAUAUAUCCAGAGAUUAUGUGUCUUCUCGAUCAGAUCUAGGUGAAGAUUCAUACCCAGCUGAUUACUCUACUCGUCGCAUGAAUGAUGACUACCCAAGUGGUAGGGGUUCAAGCUCAUAUUACUAAGGUGAGUUUGCUUGUGGUUAUUCCAAGACCUUUUGUGAAUGUGUAUCAAAUAGUACAUCUUGCAUACAUAAGCUGGCCUCUCAAUUAGGAGUACUCCUUUGGAGGUUGAUAUAGUGGAUGUCACGAGUUACUGCGUCAUCAUUACCAAAAUGAGUUUGUUGUUAACAGAAAGACUUCUCAUUAAUUGAAGACCUUCAGAGGAGAGUUUGACUUCUCCAAUUCGUCAUAUGUACUCUGGAGUUAAUUAAGGAAUUAGUAUUAAGACUGAGCUUUGAGGAUGGGGUCUUCAGUGAUAAAAUAUUAAGAGGAAAUAUGAAAACAAUGUGUUUGGAACUUCAUUAAUAAUUGAAAAGGAAGACUUUAUGGACUCAUUAUGUACAAAAUUGAAGCUGAUGCUACUGAUUCCUCUCCUUGGUGUUACUUCAGUCAGUGGAUAAACUUUAAGUGUUAUAAAACAGCAAAUUCCCUGGCUAUAUAUUGUUUAUGGUCUUGAAUAUUCUGUGGAUUUCCAGUUAUAAUCUUCAUGGAAUGCCUUUAUGUGAUGGAUAACAAAAUUAUGAUCUUAAGUCAGUAUAAAAAUUGAAGUGGGGAUGUGGAACACAUAAAAAUAAAUUUUGUGGGAGAAAUCCCUCAAGGGUUUUCUGUAUGUGUUAAUCAUCUUUGCCUACAUUCUUGUUAUACUUCAUUUACACACACUUGGAUUAAGUAUGGGAUCUACAUGAAGCUGUUUUGCUUCAUAUAUUUGGUGGACUUGGGUCACAGAGGGAUUUCUUUAGUAGAGGAUUUAUUUGACAAGUAAAGAAUGUGAAUUGUACUCAUGAAGCAUAUGGUUAACAGGUUAAGUUGCUCAUGAGUUUGCUUUUGGAGCUGCAGGUGCUUGACUUUGGGUAAUGAUUGUUGUGAAAGAAUCAUUUUGACAUUCAACCUAAAAAACACAUUUUUGAUAUAAGCUAAUGUAACUUGGUAACUUUAUGACUCAA
Quercus lobata is the source of this 3443-nucleotide messenger RNA. Its product is annotated as heterogeneous nuclear ribonucleoprotein Q-like. The record is from RefSeq and is a predicted model, not a curated record. The coding region runs from base 271 to 2463 and encodes 730 amino acids. Gene Ontology annotation, molecular function: RNA binding. Lineage: Eukaryota; Viridiplantae; Streptophyta; Magnoliopsida; Fagales; Fagaceae. The transcript has 11 exons.